UGGGUUUUCAACUAUAAUUGUAUACGUCAUCAACCCCAGACAGAAAAUACAACGCCGACAAUGCUUUUCUACUCGUUUUUCAAAUCUUUGGUGGGUAAGGACGUGGUAGUGGAGCUCAAAAAUGACUUGAGCAUCUGCGGAACUCUUCACUCAGUUGAUCAGUAUUUGAACAUCAAACUCACAGACAUCAGCGUGACAGACCCGGAGAAAUACCCACACAUGCUGUCUGUGAAGAACUGUUUCAUCCGGGGCUCCGUGGUGCGCUAUGUGCAGCUGCCGGCGGACGAGGUGGACACUCAGCUGCUUCAGGACGCUGCCCGCAAGGAGGCCAUGCAGCAGAAGCAGUGAUGUCAUCACAACUGGCUUGACUGGGGAGAGGGGGGGGGGGGUUGGGGGGUCUUUUGACACAUCUAAUGUCUGUUAUUUAGAAUCAUGUUAUUGCCGUUGGUCCCUUUGUGAAGGUUUGGGUUAGUAGAGAUAUGAAUUCCUCUGGGAAAUUAUUUCUCAUCUCUCUAUUGGAACCUUUUUGGGUUCCAUCUAACUUUGAAUUUGUUCUUUGACUGAAGUCACUGUCUAGGUUACACACUCCAAAGUGAGGCGAUAGCCGUGGUUUUAAAUAACGUACGUUUAUGUUUAGAUGUGACCAACGACAUUAAUUGAAACAGUCUUUCUUUACAUUGUACAAAUUAAAUAUGUUGAUGUUUUGUGUUUUUUUUUAUAGAAUAACUUUAGUUCUACGCUAAGGUUUAUACACGCUCUUUGGAAUCUGCCAGUCAUGAAUUCUGUUUUUGUUCUUCAGUUUGAUGAUUUUCUGUUUCUAACCUCCAAGGAAAAACCUUUGUGAUUCAUUUUGUUAUUGUGUGAAAAUAAAACUUGGUUUGAAUCUUG
Molecule: messenger RNA, 888 nt
Organism: Hypomesus transpacificus
Lineage: Eukaryota; Metazoa; Chordata; Actinopteri; Osmeriformes; Osmeridae
Gene: lsm2
Product: smx5
Exons: 5
Coding region: 61-348 (95 amino acids)
Biological process (GO): mRNA splicing, via spliceosome
Cellular component (GO): Lsm1-7-Pat1 complex; catalytic step 2 spliceosome; P-body
Molecular function (GO): RNA binding
Source: RefSeq, a predicted model, not a curated record